Molecule: messenger RNA, 618 nt
Organism: Gamsiella multidivaricata
Lineage: Eukaryota; Fungi; Mortierellomycota; Mortierellomycetes; Mortierellales; Mortierellaceae
Product: ubiquitin-related domain-containing protein
Exons: 3
Coding region: 94-315 (73 amino acids)
Biological process (GO): mRNA splicing, via spliceosome; protein modification process
Cellular component (GO): cytoplasm; nucleus
Molecular function (GO): protein binding; protein tag activity
Source: RefSeq, a predicted model, not a curated record
CACAUCCACAGCAUUGAAAGCUUGCCUACUUGAACUGGCGCAGUGGCAUCACUUUUGUCCUCUGCUCAGCAUCCAUCUUUACCUUGCACCACCAUGAUUGAAGUAAUUUGCAACGAUCGUCUCGGCAAGAAGGUCCGCGUCAAGUGCAACGGUGACGACACUGUUGGCGACCUUAAGAAGCUUAUUGCUGCCCAGACUGGUACCAACUGGGAGAAGAUUGUCCUCAAGAAGUGGUACAAUAUAUAUAAGGAUCAUAUCACCUUGGACGACUAUGAGAUCCAUGAUGGCAUGAACAUUGAGUUAUACUAUAACUAGAGCGUUCAGUGUAGAAGGAUUUUCGUUGUGCAGAAUACUAUGUCCGAGGAUGAGAAUUGUACACGGCGAGUUCAUUGAUCGAUCAAAAAAAACCGAAAAAGAAACUACGGAGUAAAUUGCUAUCAACUCAAGGAACCAUAUUUUGGUUGGCAAAUGUCCGGACGUCCAUUGUGUCUGAGCCAAGCGAUACCAACUUUGUGCAUCACUUUUGGAUCUGAUGAAGAUUGCUAUCAAGAUAAUAUCGUUGCAGUGUCACGGAAUAGCACAAUAAAGCGGACUGCACUCGUUUCCGAUUUUUAAGGA